Manacus vitellinus (golden-collared manakin) is the source of this 3735-nucleotide messenger RNA. RefSeq names its product geminin coiled-coil domain containing (gene GMNC). Lineage: Eukaryota; Metazoa; Chordata; Aves; Passeriformes; Pipridae. The record is from RefSeq and is a predicted model, not a curated record. Gene Ontology annotation, cellular component: nucleus. The transcript is spliced from 4 exons. Gene Ontology annotation, biological process: negative regulation of DNA replication; negative regulation of cell cycle. Bases 1 to 1668 code for a protein of 555 amino acids.
AUGUGCUGUUCAGAGAUACUCAACCCUCCUCUCCGCCCCUGUCCCUACAGACGAGCUGCGGAGACGGCCCGGGGAGACACGGGGGGCACCUCUUGCUCAGGGCACCCCUUCUCUUCACCCGCUGCAGGCUCCUGUGCACCUGCCUCAGCCCAUCCGGGGCCGGGCGGGCACCUCCAGCUGCCCCCAGGCCCUCGAGCCGAGGAUGGGGAGCGGGGCAGCCGGCCCUUCACGAGGAACCCCCCGCCAUGGCCGCGCGGCGGGGCGCGGCGGGUGAUGACCCAUCUUGGGCAGCCCCGCGAUGGCGGCCGGGCUGAGCCCGCGGCCCCGGAGGGCGCUGCUGGGGUCGGGGGGCACCCGCGGGGCGUUUGCGCCUCGUACGGGGCAGCUGGGGUCCUGAGGCUCCUCCAACCUCCCCGCCCGCCCCAGCGCCUCUCCUGUCCCGGCUUCACCCGCCUGCCCCAGGCCCUUCCCGGGGCGGCGGGGCUUGCCUGGGCUGUGCCCUGCGGCGGCCCCGCGGUGACAGAGAGGCCAGAGCCGGCCAGGGAGCUGCACUGGGCCUUGGCGCGUGUUGGAGCACCGGCCGGCCGUGCCCGGAGCCGGACUUCGCCGGGGCCCGGGCUGCGCCCUGCCCCUGGUCCGCCCCCGCCGGUGUUCCAAGGAGACCUGGGCCGCCGUCUGCGCCGCGGAGCCGCCGCACAGCCAGGGCCGGCGGGAGGCUGGCUGAGCCCGGGUGAGUGCGCUCCCGGGAGCGGGGCUCCCGCCGCCGGGCAGGGCGAGGGAGCGGGAGCGGAGCGGGCUAACCCCGGCUCUGCUCCCCCAGGCCAGUUCUGCAGCCCGCAGCUCGGUGCCCAGGACGCGGCGUGGCAGGGAGACCAGCUCUCCUCCCAGCUCUACAGAAACAAGCAGCUUCAAGAUACUUUGCUUCAGAAGGAAGAGGAACUUGCUAGGUUACAUGAAGAAAAUAAUAACCUGCGACAGUACCUGAAUUCUGCCCUGAUUAAGUGUUUAGAAGAAAAAGCCAAGAAACUGCUAUCCUGCCAUGGACAGAAAACCUGUGCUAUUCUCAAAAGUGCCAAGAGGAGAUUAAAAGAGGACCAUUGCUUUGUUCCUCAAGAAACUCCUCAUGCUUCCAAAGCUAGAAGGAACCUCUUGGAUGAAUUCACUGCCUGUGAAGAGCAGGCCAGCCCUACCGUGGACAACUGGGUCUUGCAGACCUUAGGAUUAAAAGAUGUCAACACCAUUGAUGAAGCUUCAGCUAACUACAGUGCCCUGUCCUCAGACCUUGGAAAAGACACGUACUGCCUGAGCCCUGGUGAGGCAAUAGGCUAUGAGCACAGUGAAGGAGCAGCAGCAGCGUUUAGCUGCAGCCACGUGCCUCCAGCUGACAGCAGUGCCCAUCCAUGCAGUGAGGACUCUCCCUUCCUUCCUCAGUUUCCUUCAGCACCAUGCAUCUCCUCAGCAGUACCUAGUGUUUCCUCCCUCCCAGCAUAUGGGUUGCCUUAUUUGCCUGGUGAUUUGUCACCCAACAAGACUGAAGUGGCCUUCACAACUUCUCUAAGUCCCCACCGCAAUGUGAGAACACACACCUUCCACCAAGGACAAGCCUUUGUGCGCAGGGAUGACGACGGAGGAUGGAGAUUCACCUGGGUGCCCAAGCAGGCUGAAUAAUGCACCUGGAUCAAGGGUCAGCCAUAGGGGGGGUAGGAGACACAUUUCACCUUGUGCAUGAGACAGGUUCAGGUCUAAAAAAUGAACCCUUCUGGGCUUUGUUAAAUGCUACUCUGUCACUUACCCGCUCCUUAUUCCCUCCCAGAUUUUCACAGGUGUGACUCCAGAUUGCACUUGGACAAUUAUCUGCCCCAGGCCAGAUGUACAAAUUGGAUUCCCUUGUCUUGUGUCUGUGUUGAGAUACCUGCUUUUACUUGCUUCCUGGUUUUUCUAUCAUCAACUAUUCCUUGUUACUGGUAGUUUCCAGGCUGGAGUGCUUUCAGCUUUGAUGAUCACUCUCGCAUGCACCAACCUGGAAAGAAUUUUGGGUUACAGUUGGAAAAUAGCACCUCUCUCAUAGAUAACCAUGGAUAACAAAGGAGGCAUAGGUUGGAGACUGGGGAUCAGCAGUUUCUAAGUGAUUUGUGUCUGUCUUGACUGCACAGAUUGCCUUGGAUUUAAGUACCCAUGGUUGCCUUAUGUGCUACACAAGGCUGACCUAUCUGCAGAUCCAUGGUGCUGUCACAUUCUUUGAUGAUGCCUCAAAAUAAACAGGGUUUGCUUCUGUUACCUGGAGGCUACUUAAUUACAAGUGAUUCAGCGAGUUCAGGGGAUCUUUCUAAGGUGUGAUUAAGAGACUAAUAUGUUUACUAAUAUGUUUUAAAGGUAUUUUGUUGGUUAGAUAAAGGGAGUUUACCUUUAGGGAGGCAGUAUCAGUGGUUGGAGUGAGUCUUUGGGAACCACAGCCUUCUUACCUUUCCAUGUCUCUGCCAGGGAGUGGUGGGCUCAAGGUAAGACCAUCACUACCUUGAGAAUGCUUUAAAACUCUCUGAAGAGAAGGUGCUCUAGCACUGCACAGAACUUGACUUUUAGUAAUGCUACUAAUGAUAUGAAGUCAACAGAUAUGAAGGAAGCUCACCAGUACUGUUUUGUGUUACCUUUGUUUUCUGAUUUACAGUAAUUUGGUGCCUAAGUAUUCAAGAUAGAUUGAUUUGGUUAUUCAUGCUUUCAGAAUGGUGUCAGUGACAUUAAGGACUUAAGUAAAAAAUAACCUUAACUGAGAAUUUCCUUCCAGUGGCUUAUUUUCAUAUAGAAAAAUGGAUAUUCCUUUAUUUUUAUCUCCUAAAUAGCCUGUUGUGCCUUAGAAUAUGUGACAUACUCCAUCAGGAGCAGUGAUGAUUUUCCAAAAGACUUUUAAAUAAACAAACUCCUUAUUUCUGGGUAGUUACUUUAAAGUAACUGUGGCAGAUUUCCAGAAUAGGCAAUUAGAAAACACUGAUUGUAGACAUUAUUGCACUGGGUUAAAAAACAACCAACCAAAAAAUAAAACCAAACCAACCACAAACCCACACAACAACCACCACAAAAGAAAACCACAAAAAAAAACCAACAAAAAAACCUCAAACCCCAAAACAAAAAAUGCACAUGGAAUAAAUACAAAGUCUUUGUUCGGGAAGUUUGUUGUAGUCCAUAAAAUUAUGGCCAGCUGAUGAAGACUAGUCAGAUAAGACCACUGUUUCUGUAGCACUUUUCUGCUUUUCAGUGAAAGCAGAAGAAAAAUCCUGUCCUACAAACAACUCAUUUCUUUCUCAAGACGUUUCAUUUCUAUUAAUCUCCUCUUGCUCCACUAUAUAAGAUAACAUUGAAGAAAAUACUCCUGUCACUGGAGUUUUUAUUGGGGUGUGUGUGGUAGUGUAGAAAAUACAUGACCUUAACAUGAGUGUGUGAUGAGACACCCUGGUAUAUGUGAUGUGGGAGAUGCUGGGAAUAGACAGUGUGGCUAGAGGAUUACACUGAAUUGCAGCUGUAGGUGUCACAUCUUUUAAAACAGCUGUAAAACAUAGGUAGAGAAACAUCUGUCUGUGUUUUCUAACACUGUUGAAUGAUAUUACUUAACACAUUUCAAUGCUAUGGAGACAGCAGUAGUAAUAAGUACAUUUGUCCUGUCAACAAAUAUUGAAUCAUUUUUUUCUCUGAAGAGAGAGAAAACCUUUUCAUUUGUUUGACAUUUCCUUUCCACACUUUUAU